GGGCUGGAUUAGGUCGCUCGCGGCCCCAGAGGCGCACGUUGGCCGGACACAGCGUGGCUGAGUGAGUCGGUACAGGCGGAAGCGGAUUUGAGAGUCAACCGUGAGCCGUGUCAGUUCCGGUAAAGUGUCGACAGAGAGAGGAGAGAGUGAGGCGUGACGUUACCUUCAUUCGGGGGCGGAAGACGCGGAUUGACGGAGAAAAGUGGGGAAGUCUGGACGCGACAUGCAGCGGCGGCAGCGGUGGCUGGUGAAGCCGUUCAGACCGUGAACGUCUCGGAAACAGAGAGAAGAACAACAAACGACACUUCCGCUCGUGCCCGAGACGCGCGCACGAAAGAGAGUUCAACUUUAGAUUAUACGUUUUUAAAGUGAGGUUUGGUUUUCUCGUCCGGAACCUUCCAGAACGUAUCGCUGUUGCCGCACGGGCCACAGUUGUUCCCAGACAUGGCAACUUGCACGCGGACAGUGUGGAAAGUUUUAGCAGGAUGUCAGCGGCAGCUGCUCAGUGCUGGUGGUCCGUCCUUCAUGAACGUCCCACACACACACAGGAAUCUCCCUGUCAGGACGUUUGCAGUUGCCAGGACUUUCCAAAAGAAAGACAAGAAAAAAGAGGAGGAAGAGAAGACCAAAGAGAAGAAGGUGAAGAAAGAGAAGGUUGUCAUGGACGACAGUCAGAGACAUAAACCGUAUGGAAAGACGGCGUGGGCGCCUGUGGACGACGUUUACGUCCGUAGGUUUUACCCCAGGACCACGUACGACGCAGCGGACGCCAUCGACCUGCUGAAGAACUUCCAGGUUCUGGACUUCACUCCUCCCACGCAGCCCGUGUACAUCGACCUGAAGCUCAACAUGAAGCUGGAGAAAAAGAAAAGAGUGGAGCAGUUCACCAGCACCAUUCUUUUACCGUUCCCCUUCAGCACAGAGACGAGCAGAGUUGUGCUCUUCACUGAGGAUGAAAAUCAGGUGAAGGUGGCGAAGGAGAACGGAGCUGAUGUAGCAGGAGGAGUGGAGCUCAUUCAGCAGAUCUUAGACGAUGAGAUUUCAGCCGACUUCUACGUCGCAGUUCCUGAAAUGUUGCCCAAACUUUUGCCGUUGAAAAACAAACUGAGGAAACUGUUUCCAAAGAGCAAGAGAGGCUCCGUCGGCAACAACAUCCCUAAGAUGCUGCAGUUGUUUAGAACAGGUCAUGAGUACAUGGUGGAGAGUGAGUGUUACGUCAGGACACAGAUCGCCACGUUGGACAUGUCCAGAGGACAGAUCUUUGCAAACCUGCAGAAAAUCCUGGAGGAUGUUUGUUCUCACCGACCGGCAAACAUGGGUCCUUUCAUCGAGCGAGCGAUCGUGGCGAGUCACACCAGUGAAUCUCUGUGGUUCAAGAGUGAAGAGGUUUUACAAAAACCAGAGACCAGGACAGAGGACAAGUGAAGGAGGACUAGACAGAGGAGUGAAGGAGACAGAGGAGGAGGAGGAGGAGACGGAGUUUGUGUAAAUAAAGUGUUUUCUUGUGA
This is a messenger RNA of Solea solea (common sole), 1508 nucleotides long. RefSeq names its product mitochondrial ribosomal protein L1 (gene mrpl1). Lineage: Eukaryota; Metazoa; Chordata; Actinopteri; Pleuronectiformes; Soleidae. The transcript is spliced from 10 exons. The coding region runs from base 445 to 1425 and encodes 326 amino acids. The record is from RefSeq and is a predicted model, not a curated record.